AUGACGGACAAAUCUGGAAUUGAAAGGGAGGGCAACGACGGACAGAACCUAGAGAAGACAAACAAUAUCGAAGAAAGCAGGAUGCUUGCUAUUGAAACAUCGAAGAAGUGGCGUGUUCGAGUCUCUCUUGAUUCAUCAAUAAUUGUUGCUAUGAAUGGGUUACUGAGAGAAGUGCAUGUAGAACGAAUUACAAUAACACCAUUUCGUUGGUGUUUGCGUCUUCGUAAGGCUCUGGAGAUUAACUGUGAAUUAUUGAAGGUCAUGUUAUGUCGCUGGGCUGGGCAUGAUAUAAGCUUUAGGAUAAUGUCCGGAAAGAUCGCCAGCGUAGUCGGUCUUAGUGGGAAUGUGGCUGUUUUGCAGGCUUGGGCUGUUGAGAGGCUUUCUUUGGACGGUAAUCCAAGUCAUAGGAGGUUUCCUCGCAUGUUGCGUUGGUUCUCCUAUAAAACAAGAUAUUAUGAAAAAAUUGAAGAAUUGUUUAUGACUGGAGAUGUUAACUUGGAGUGGUAUAUUCGGCUUCGUGAUCGUCAAAUGCCUGAAAUUAUUGCGGCUUUUGAUAUGUUUGAAGGAGGAACAGAUUUAGGAACACAACCGAAACGAGCGAGACCUGANGAGUUAGAUGACGAUACCUCGGAUGACGGGACNUUUGAAGCAAAUUUGGAUGAGAGAUUGAAGAAAAAUACUAAAGAAUUGAUAGCCUUGAAUUCAAGGCUUGCUUCUUUGACGAAGGAGUUAUUUGAAAUACGUCAAAGGCAAAAUUUUAAGGAAGAUGUUUGUAAUGAAGAAUUUGUUGGUGGAUGUGAUGAAGAAGCAAUGGGUGGAGUUCCUGAAGAAGUCUUGGAUGAAGAAGUUGUUGGUGGAGGUGAUGAAGAACGAAUGGGUGGAGUUGCCGAAGAAGUCUUAAAUGAAGAAGGGGUUGUUGGAGGUAAUGAUGAAGUUUUUGGUGGCAGAUUGCAAGGAGACCUCACAUCUGCCUUCGAUGAAGAAGUUGUACGGGAUGUAGGAGGUGGAAAUCAUGUUCUUGACCUUAUUGAAAUUAAUGAUGAUGGACAAGUGGAGGCACCAAAAGCAUUGGUUGUUGCCCCUCUGCGCAGUAUUGUUGGUGAUCCUAGGUCUACCAUUAAUAUUGACCAACUGUACGUCGCUAUCAGCGUUAGAGAUAGAGCGUAUAGGUUAGUAAAUUUUAUUUUGGUUUUAUAUAGUUUUAUGGCCAUAUCUUACAAUUAA
Molecule: messenger RNA, 1224 nt
Organism: Vigna radiata var. radiata (mung bean)
Lineage: Eukaryota; Viridiplantae; Streptophyta; Magnoliopsida; Fabales; Fabaceae
Exons: 5
Coding region: 1-1224 (407 amino acids)
Source: RefSeq, a predicted model, not a curated record